AUGCGAGCCACCACACGAUUUCGCCAAUUGCUGUCCGAGCCUGGCAUCAUCACGGCGCCGGGCGCUUACGACUGCCUGACUGCCGCCAUCAUUGAGAAGGCCGGAUUCCCGGCAGUCUAUAUGACCGGCGCCGGCACCUCGGUGGCGCGCAUCGGCUACCCAGAUCUGGCCUUGGCCACCGCCACCGAAAUGCAGGCGAACGCCGCCGCCAUCUCCGCAACGGUGAAUGUUCCCGUCAUUGCCGACGCCGACACCGGUUAUGGCGGCACGAUGAAUGUGCGCCGCACCAUCCGCGAGUACGAACGGACGGGAGUCGCCGCAAUCCACAUCGAAGACCAGCAGUUCCCCAAACGGUGCGGCCAUCUCGAGGACAAACGCGUCGUGUCCAUCGACGAGAUGGUGCAGAAAAUUCGCGCCGCUGUUGAUGCCCGCACAGAUGAGGAUUUCACCAUCAUAGUGCGUACCGACGCCCUGGCGGUUACCGGUUGGGACGAUACCCUGCGCCGCUGCGAGGCAUUUACGGCGGCCGGCGCUGAUGCCCUGUUCGUGGAGGCCUUGCGCUCGCCUGAAGAAGGCGCCGACAUCGUGGCCGCAACUUCAGUGCCAUUGCUGUACAACUUCGUUGAAACUGGCAAGUCACCGCUGCUGAAUGUAGCUGAGUUGGAACGGAUUGGAUUCAAAAUGGUUAUAUUCUCCGGGAGCGCGUUCAUGGCCGUUGCACACACCGUUGCCCGGGUGAUGGCAGAACUAAAGGUCACCGGGACGACGGAGCAUCUGGUCGGCGAAAUGACCACGCUGACCGACGCCUUUGAGUUGAUGGGUCUUACGGAGAUGCUGGAACGCGAUGCCGGUUAUGCCGCCGCCACAGUUGCCGACUAA
Messenger RNA from Geodia barretti, 879 nucleotides. NCBI's taxonomy places the organism in Eukaryota, Metazoa, Porifera, Demospongiae, Tetractinellida, Geodiidae. The record is from the annotation of a GenBank genome assembly.